Molecule: messenger RNA, 840 nt
Organism: Rhizopus microsporus ATCC 52813
Lineage: Eukaryota; Fungi; Mucoromycota; Mucoromycetes; Mucorales; Rhizopodaceae
Exons: 1
Coding region: 1-840 (279 amino acids)
Source: RefSeq, a predicted model, not a curated record
AUGCCCACAAAUCGACCUAAAGCCUGGAAACAGUUAUUUCCUCGACUCUUAUUGUUCAUUAUCAUCGGAGUCGUCUCCUUGUUAUUUUCAUUAUCACUAGCCAACAGCAUAUUAGACAUCGGAUUACCUCGAACCCUUGAGGAUGUUCAAGCAGUCGCCGUCAAACUCGACAGUAUGCUAUCCACUUCAUGGACAGGUUAUGAGUCUGUGACUAUUGUCUUUGCUGUUCUCUAUCUCUGGCAACAAGCCUUCUCUAUCCCAGGCUCUGUCCUGCUCAAUCUUUUGGCCGGAUAUCUCUAUGGUAUUGUCAUGGGUACAAUCUGGACAAGUCUUCUGACUGCAGGCGGAGCCACACUGGCCUAUGGAUUAGCAAUCUUGGUCGGCGAGCCACUGAUCCAGUUGCCCUGGAUAAACCGUCGCGCCGAGCCACUUCGACGCCAAUUGGAACAUGAGAAACGCAGCGGAAGCUUAUUUUGGUGGUUACUCUUUAUUCGCCUAUUCCCAUUUUCUCCUUACUGGUUCAUUAACCUCGUGUCUCCCUUACUGGGCAUUCCUGUCUCUCCCUUUUUCUGGUCGACGUUCUUUGGCGUACUGCCUUAUAAUUUUGUUUGUGCACAGGCUGGAGAUGUCCUGGGUGAUUUGACAUCCACAUCGGAUAUUGUGUCCGUGUCGCUGGUAUUUAAGUUGAUGAUUGUCUCCUUGGUCUCUUUGUUGCCCAUUGUUUGGGGAAAGAAGAUUCAAAAGUGGGCAAGACGAACAUUCAAACUUGCUUCAGUAGAUGACGACGAUGUAGAAAAGACGAAUGACGUGGAGCUUAAUCAUAGAACACCUUUAGAAUAG